This is a messenger RNA of Falco peregrinus (peregrine falcon), 14052 nucleotides long. RefSeq names its product adenylate cyclase 1 (gene ADCY1). The record is from RefSeq and is a predicted model, not a curated record. The coding region runs from base 138 to 3566 and encodes 1142 amino acids. The transcript is spliced from 20 exons. Lineage: Eukaryota; Metazoa; Chordata; Aves; Falconiformes; Falconidae. Gene Ontology annotation, molecular function: adenylate cyclase activity. Gene Ontology annotation, biological process: adenylate cyclase-activating G protein-coupled receptor signaling pathway; cAMP biosynthetic process; intracellular signal transduction. Gene Ontology annotation, cellular component: plasma membrane.
CCGGUGCCGGCGUCCACGGAGCUGCGGCGGCGGGGGCGGCCGCGGCUCCGGCUCGCAGCCUCCCUCUCUUUUAUGAGCGGCGAGGCGGAGGAGCGGCAGCGGGGGACACCAGGAGGAGCAUUUCUUCCCCGGGGUUUAUGAAUGGCACUGACAUGGAGGAAAUACCGUUUCAGAAAGUCAAGACCAAGAGGAAGAAGUGCUGCCACUGCUGCUGCUCCCCGCCGGCUGCCGCGGCGGCGGGAGCGGGCGCCGGGCUGGGGGACCCCCCUCCCCUGCUGCUGCUGGAUGCCAUCGCCUGCGAGGACGAGUUUGACUGCAAGGAGCUGGAAGCUCUCUUCCAGAGCUACAACCUGAAGCUGGAGCAGACGUCUACCCUCAAGGCGCUGGCCGUCCUCAUCGUGCUCACCGCCAGCCUGGCCCUGGUGGAGCUGCUCUCCGGCCCCAGCCUGACCAUCUCCAAAGGCUCGCACCCGGUGCACUGCAUCAUCUUCCUCUCCCUCUUCAUCGUCACCAAUGUCAAGUACCUGCAGGUCACCCAGCUGCAGCAGAUCGUCAAGCUUACCUUGCUCUUCAGCUUCACCUUCUCCUUCCUCUGCUGCCCCUUCUCGCUUGGCGCCUACGGCAUGGAGCCCCCCAGCGCCCCCGAGCAGGGCAUGUGGCAGCUCAUGCUGGUCACCUUCGUCUCCUACUCGCUGCUGCCCGUCCGGACCCUGCUGGCCAUCGUCUUCGGGCUGGUGGUCUCCGUCUCCCACCUCAUCGUCACCGCCACCUCCGUCAAUGCCAAGCGGCAGCGGCUCUGGAGGACGCUUGUGGCCAAUGCAAUCCUUUUUGUCAGUGUAAAUUUGUAUGGGGUCUUUGUGAGGAUUUUGACAGAAAGGGCUCAGAGGAAGGCAUUCCUUCAGGCGAGGAACUGCAUUGAGGACAGGCUGAGGCUGGAGGAUGAAAAUGAAAAACAGGAACGUCUCUUGAUGAGUCUUUUGCCUAGGAAUGUUGCAAUGGAAAUGAAGGAAGAUUUUCUGAAACCUCCUGAAAGGAUUUUCCACAAGAUUUACAUUCAAAGGCAUGACAAUGUCAGCAUUUUGUUUGCAGACAUUGUGGGGUUCACUAGUUUGGCAUCACAGUGUACUGCCCAAGAGCUGGUGAAGCUGCUGAAUGAGCUCUUUGGCAAGUUUGAUGAAUUAGCUACAGAAAACCACUGCAGAAGAAUAAAAAUCCUAGGGGACUGUUACUACUGCGUAUCAGGACUGACCCAGCCCAAAACAGAUCAUGCCCAUUGCUGUGUGGAAAUGGGACUGGAUAUGAUUGACACCAUCACAUCUGUUGCAGAAGCCACAGAGGUUGAUCUCAACAUGCGAGUUGGAUUGCAUACAGGCAGGGUGCUUUGUGGGGUCCUGGGUCUCCGAAAAUGGCAAUACGAUGUCUGGUCAAAUGAUGUGACUUUAGCUAAUGUGAUGGAAGCUGGAGGACUGCCUGGGAAAGUUCACAUAACAAAGACCACCUUAGAGUGCCUAAAUGGGGACUAUGAGGUAGAACCAGGAUAUGGUCACGAAAGGAAUAGUUUCCUGAAGAAGCAUAAUAUUGAAACGUAUUUUAUUGUGCCAUCCCAUCGUAGGAAGAUAUUUCCUGGACUGAUUCUGUCAGACAUUAAGCCUGCCAAAAGAAUGAAGUUCAAGACAGUCUGCUACCUGCUUGUGCAGCUCAUGCACUGCCGUAAGAUGUUCAAAGCAGAGAUCCCUUUCUCCAACGUCAUGACGUGUGAGGAUGACGAUAAGAGGAGAGCAUUAAGGACAGCCUCUGAAAAACUCAGGAAUCGUUCCUCUUUUUCUACCAACGUUGUAUACAACACUCCAGGAACUCGAGUAAACAGAUACAUCAGCCGUUUGAUAGAGGCCCGGCAAACUGAGUCUGAGAUGGCUGACUUGAACUUCAUUACCCUGAAAUAUAAGCAAAUCGAGCGUGAAAAUAAAUACCACCAGCUUCAGGAUGAGUACUUCACCAGUGCUGUAGUUCUCUCACUAAUUCUAGCUGCCUUAUUUGGCCUUGUCUACCUUCUAAUAAUACCACAGAGUACCGUAGUUCUUGUUCUCCUGGUGUUCUGCAUAUGCUUCCUAGUGGCUUGUAUUAUGUACCUACAUGUCACACGAGUACAAUGUUUUCCAGGGUGCCUGACUAUACAAAUUCGUACCAUUUUGUGUAUUUUUAUUGUGAUCUUAAUAUACUCCGUGGCUCAAGGAUGUGUGGUUGGCUGUAUGCCUUGGGUUUGGAAUACCAAUUCCAGCAGUUCAAUAGUUAUCAUUUCUCCCGGUGGAACAAAUAAAACAAUGAAUGAACUUCCAUGUGACACAGCCCACUAUGCUUUCCUUUCCUGUGUAGUGGGGACUCUCACUUUGGCAAUAUUUCUACGUGUAUCUUCCUUGCCAAAAAUGAUUCUCCUGCUUUUUGUUACAAUUUUAUACAUAGUUAUCCUGGAACUCAGUGGCUACAGAAAAGCAGUGGGGGGUGGCUCCUUUUAUAUGCGUGGCUAUGAACCAAUACUAGCCAUUUUGCUGUUUUCUUGUGCUUUGGCACUACAUUCCAGGCAGGUGGACUUGAAGCUGCGUCUGGACUACCUCUGGGCUGUGCAGGCAGAAGAAGAGAGAGAUGAUAUGGAGAGAGUCAAGCUGGAUAAUAAAAGAAUUCUCUUCAACCUGUUGCCAGCACAUGUUGCACAGCACUUUCUUAUGUCUAAUCCGAGAAAUAUGGACCUUUAUUACCAGUCAUAUUCACAAGUGGGAGUGAUGUUUGCUUCCAUCCCAAAUUUCAAUGACUUCUACAUCGAAUUGGAUGGCAAUAAUAUGGGAGUGGAAUGUCUACGCCUGUUAAAUGAAAUUAUUGCAGAUUUUGAUGAGCUUAUGGACAAAGAAUAUUAUAAGGACAUAGAAAAGAUCAAGACAAUUGGAAGUACAUAUAUGGCAGCUGUGGGACUCGUACCUACUUCAGGAACUAAGGCUAAAAAAUCAAUUUAUUCCCAUCUGAGUACACUGGCAGAUUUUGCAAUAGAGAUGUUUGACGUUCUUGAUGAAAUCAACUAUCAGUCUUACAAUGACUUUGUCCUACGAGUUGGUAUUAACGUCGGGCCGGUAGUGGCUGGAGUCAUUGGAGCCAGAAGACCACAGUAUGAUAUCUGGGGGAACACUGUGAAUGUUGCCAGCCGGAUGGAUAGCACUGGAGUGCAGGGGAAAAUUCAGGUGACAGAAGAAGUUCAGCGGAUAUUAAAAAGGUGCAGUUACGAAUUCGUGUGCAGGGGUAAAGUCAGUGUAAAGGGAAAAGGUGAAAUGUUGACCUAUUUCCUGGAAGGAAAGGCUGAUGGAAAUAAUUCACAAACACGGUCUUUAAACUUAGAGCGGAAAAUGUACCCUUACGGGAGAGCAAACAUUCAAACAAAACUGGGCACCAGCUGUCCAUCGGUGUCCUCAGUUGCUAGCUUUACUGUAAAAGCUGGGCUUGGAGCAGGUCAAGCGUCUGCCACUCACGCAAAUCAAACCCUGCAUUACCUUCCUUCUGUGCCAGCUGUGAAGGAGGCAUAGAGCAAAGGAGAUUUGGUUGUGCCAUUUGCAGUGAACCUGGAGAGCAAUGGUUGUCUGAAUUUUUACCAAGAGAUCAGAGGUCAUAGGCUGUGGCAUUAACCAAGGACCACUACAACCCAACCAAAGAGAACUUGGGGACUGUGUAAUGAACUCUUGGGAUGGAACAUAUAAGGGCUAGAAAUUCUGUUAGGAAAAGUCAAAAUCUGAUUUUCUGGAAACGAGGAAUAUUUUCUUGGCAUUUUUAAAGGGUAAAUGAAAAAAAAAAUGAGAUAAACGUGCAAGCAAUUAUUUAUGUGUGUGUGUAUAUAUAUGUUUUAAUCUAUAUAUGCACAUAUACAAACAGUCUUACGUAGACUUAAUAGAGAUUUAUAGAGAUAAACAUAAAAAUAUGUAUUUAUUUACACAUCCACCUGCAAUGACAGAGCAAAGAGAUUUCUCUUUCUGUCAUAGCUGGCAUUGUUGGGUCUGGGAUCAGAAAAGCUGCAUUCAAGCAUGGAGCGUGGGGCAGCUGGAGACUCUCCAGGGCUACAGCAAGAGUUAAAGAAACUGUGCUCCCAGUGCGUGAGUUAAAGCAAAGAGAACAGCGUUCAUUGUGCUGUCAAUGGCAGAUUUAUGACAAUUAAUGAAGAUUCAGCUAAUUGCUAAACCCUAUGUAUUUUUUUAAAUUCUCUUUGCAUGCUCCAAAAUCUUAAAGUAAAAAAAAAAUAUUCCAAUUUAAAUGCAUAACACUAGGAUAUGAAGUCGAUAAACCACAAAGCUUAAAGAUUUGGCAGAAGAACAAUACAUAUUCUUUCCUUUUUUUAAAAAAAAAAAGGGUGGUGGAAUUCAGAAGUUGCUGCCUCUUCACAGGUCAUUCGACUCUGUGCAAUGCAGAGGACCCACCCGGCAAGCACAGCAAUAUGCUUAUGCAAUAUAGAAACAUUCCUUUAUGUACAGUGCUGAUUUUAUUGAAGAGCAGAAGGAUGGUGUUAUUUCAGGCUUUUACAAACAGCACAGAUCCUGUGGCUCAGCCCCUGGAUUUAGCUUUACCUUUCUAAACAGCUCAAAGAAUAGUCCUGUACCGGUGACAAACACGCCAUUGCUGUCUUGAUGACAUUUAGAGGUUUUGCCAACAUAGUUUUAUGUCUUAAUUAAUUUUUAAAUUUAUGCCACAGUUUUAUUAUAUCUUGAUUCAACCCAGGCUGUCUCUUCAAAGCUGUACAAUUAUAGAAAGCUAUAAUUCUGAGGAACAAACACAGUCCAACUUUGCCCAAAUGAGGAGCACGCUGGUAAACAUGCCAGGAGAGUGGGGCCUGCUCUUGAUCUGCAUAAAAGGGAACAAUUUUUGACUGCUUCUUCCUUUAAUGCAGCCCACACCCUAUUGUUCAUGGUUUCAUCUUGAAACGCUGAUCUGGAUGGGAAAUGUGGAGUGCAGCUCCGUCCUCAGAGUGGCUGGAGGUCACGCUGUGGCAUGACAUGUGCUCUGCUGACAGGUGCCAUGCUCUCUGGAUGGGGAUGCUCCAGCUGGCCAGCCUCACUGCUUUCCAAAGGAGAAGUAAAACUUUGCGUUGCCCAACAACAUGCAAAACUUCCUUUUAACUAAAAUAAAACAAAACCAAAACCCUAACAAAACAAACUUGAAAAACCCACCCAGGACUUGCAGUAGUUGUCCAAAUUGCACAGUAGAGAACUUAGGUGUACUAGAUGUCAUGUUUCCCUUUGGUGGGCUUAUUUUAUUACUGAUUUCAGUGGAAAGAAGAUUCUGAGCAAUUCCCCUGCCAUCAGCAUUGGAGCAGUCACCAUUUGUGUGAAAAGUAUAUGGACAAACACCCUGUCAACAGAUGCAAAUGGUUAAAGAAAUGCCGCAGGUGUUUCUGUUCUCCACGUAGCCGCAUCAGGCUGUCUGCGGGACUCCAGUGGUUAGCAGCAAGGUUUUCAAUUAAUUUUUAUGUGCCCUGUCAGCUAGGUGCUUCAUUACAAAGCUAGCAAAAUCAGUGUGGUGAUUAAAGUGACUAUAAAAACCUGAGAAUUGCUUCCUAACUGUGCUAGGUGUAUGCAUCCUGGCUGGUCUAUGGAAAGGCACUGCAUUACUUUAUCAACCUAACAGCUAUCCAGUUCACAGGUGUUCUUCCAGAAUAAGUUAAAUCUGAUUUUAAGGCACUCAAAGCCAUUUACAUAAAUACAUGUAGAGAAUACACAUUUAAAAGAAAAAAUAUUUACAUAAUUAAAUUGAGUAUCCAUGUAAAGCACACUAUGUAUUUAUGUAUUCUAGUAGGUUUGUAAGUCAUCACACAGGUAAGUUAAAUAUUUAAGCAAAAUGGAAAGCAUUAUGUGCAAUAGCAUUAAUCACUCAGUUCCUCUCACAAAAAGCCAAAGUGACACAAUUUUUGAAUUGGUGAAUUUGGUAUCAUUUCACUGAUAAUAAUAAAACAGUAUUUUUACAUGUACUGUAACAGCAUCUUCAGAUCCUGGCAGUAGAUCUGGUAGCACGUGAACACAUAGACCAAAUACAGCCAUUGACCCACCUCAAAAGCCUAAAAUGAAAUUACUUUGUUACUUUUUUAGUAGGUCCAUGAUACAGGCACAUUGCCAUCAUUGCUUUUAUCACUAAAUAGACAGCGAGCAGAAAUUAAUUGCCCUCUGUGCUAAUAUUUUCCAGACUGUUCUCAUUCCCAGACUUAUUGCCAGACUAGUCCUAGAGCAACAGCAGUGGAAGGUCACAUAGCAAGGUAAAUUUGGAGUAUUCAUUUUGAUAUUUUAGAAGAUUAACAAGUGCUAUAGAAUUACUCCAAAGUUUUUCUAAGCCUGAGCCUCCUCCCCAACAGCCAAAUGAGGCACGUUGAUUUUUGUAAGAAAAUUUUCCAUGUUGAAUGGGAAGGACCAGACAGUCACAGUCCAUUGUCAGCCUCUCAUGUGGCCCUUUUGCAGGAGCUCUGUGCCUGUGGAGAGGUUGAGUGGAACAGCACGGCCUCUUGGUACUGCAGCCGGCAUGCGUGUGCCAGAUCACAGCAUCAGUAAUUGGAGUCAGUUUCCAGAUUUUGAGUCCUACCGUUGACAUUUUUCAUAUCUUCGUUGUGGUGGUUGUCGCUGGUUUUACUACGGGAGGGAACUAUAUUUUACUAUGUAGCCCUGGACUGGGCAGUACAGAAUCACAAAGGAAGUUCAGCCAAGGCACAAAUGAGUGAAAAGCCACAUGAAAAUGAUAGGCAGUGCUCAGCAGCCUUCCCAACAGGGAAAACUAAAUGCCCGUUGAAAUCAUAAUAUAAUGAAGCUGUGCUCUUGCCUUUAUGCUUUCCUCCCUCUUCAUAUCAUUUCCCCCCAUUUUCCUUUCCUGUGUACAUUUGUUUUAUUUCAGCUCUGGUGUGAUAGCUUUAAACGACAGAUUUAACCUCUCUGAUCUUCUGCCUUCCUUGGUAUGUUCAUUAAGUUUUAUACAUGGAAAGAGGUAGUAGCAAUAUUUCCGAUAACCCCGCAAAUGCACAUUUUCUGCCAAAUUCGAGGAGCUUGUCAUCAAAUGUGGGUUUUUGGCAAUUGGCUGAAGAUAAUACGUGGCCAGCUCCAAUAUCCCUGAUAAUCAUCAGAAGGAUUUCCUUGGAUUUCUGUGGGAUUUGGGUUGCGUCCGCCUUAAUGCAUGCAGUUGUCUUUCCUAUCUUGCAUUUAUUAAUUUUCUGGUCCAGCUCUGUAACUUUUGCCUGGGUGACCUUGCUGUAGCACCAGCGAGGAGUCGGUUCUGCCCCACAGUAACCAAAAUUCACUGGCGUUUAGCCAAGGUCAGUAAUUUGUCGCGUUGUGGCGUUGUGGGCAGAAUAGCCUCCCGCGCUUCUGGUCACUGCUCUGUGCAUCUGUUAGCGUGAAACACUGCACAGGUAGGGACCCUACCACAGAGCGAUGCCACUUCGGCUCGCUGGAGUCUGUCAAUAGCAAGCACAAUAUUUCACAUCAGUUUGCACGUUUUCUCUUUCAGAUAAUAGUAAUAAUCAAAGUCUUUUGUUCUUUAUAUAAGGAGAUACGUAUCGGAGAUCUUCAGACUUCUCUGUCUUGGGAGCAAAUUUCAAAGUGUUCCUACACUACCUUUACCUUUAAAUGUUUGGGUUUUUUAAUUAUUAUUCUCCGCUGAGAUUGCAGACUGGCAUUCAGUUGGAUUAGUGGCUAGAUCUUUCCAAACAUCUUCCAUCUGCAUUCACUAGAAAGCUAUUUCGUCCAGCCUGUAAGAUGUGGUGGGUUUUUGUCGCUGCUUCCUGCCAUGGCAAGUCAUGCUCCCUUGUCUUCACUAAAACACGCGCCCGUUCUCCCUUGCUUUCUCUAGGUGAGACUGAGAGCCAAAAGCUUCAGCUCAUUAGGGCUGAAUCUGCAUCUCUUAAGUACCCACAAGGCCUGCAGAAAUCACCAGGAGUUUAGCAUGCUUAUGAAGAACAGGAGUUGAGCUUCUGUAGGCCAAGUUCUACUUUGGGUUACAGCGACAGCUCAUGUCGGUCCUGAACUGAGUAUUUUACGGCACUGUAACCGAGAGUAGGUCAUGCGCCUCAAUCUCUUUCACGCUUUUGCCUGCAAUUUAUCUGUAAAGGCAAAAGCGAGUCCUUGGGAGUCAGUGUUCAAAGGGAAACGGUAUAUGACCUGUGCCAUUUCAGUGCUUUGAGGAGUCUGAACACACUAGUAAGUAGCGUGAAUCAUUUUCAUGUGAAUUCCUGCUUGUAGCAGACACAAAGCAUUUUCUUUACAUCAGCAAGUUCGGAUUCUGUACGUGUUCUGCCCAGGCAGGAGGACUAUUUAGCCAUAAUGUUCUUUCGAGUUAGAGUUUUGUAUUACAGUGAAAACCAACAUUUUUUAAUUUGUGAUAAACCUGUAUUAUAAUGCCUUAUUUAUUUUUAAUCUUGUACAGUGUUAUAAAACAACAGAGAACAUUGGCCUUUCAUGUAUUAUUCACUUUAAAAGAUGUAUUGUAUUAUGAAAUUUUGUAAAUAGUUUUAGCUCGGACAGGUAAUUGCAUGUACACUUGUAUAGAAAGACGCAAAAAGGCACACUUUUAACAAAUGUUAAUGACUUUUGUAAGAGACAUUUUACAUGUGCAUGGAGAUUAUAAAUCUUUUGGAAAUUGAUGUCCUUUUGCUUUUCCUUGCAAUCUACUGCAUGCCACUCAUGCCUGACUUCAGUAAAACAAAACAAAACAGUAAGUUUUCCUAAAUGUUUUUGACAUAUCACUUCUGGCACAAAGUUAAAUCCACUAGUUGCAUGUGCGUUCAGCAAAGCAAAAUCAAAAUGCAAACAGCAAAUAAAGAAGAAAAAUAAUUUAAUGAUUGUGAUCUGCCAACCUCAGUGUUCCAAGAUCCAUACUACAGUAUAUGGAAAGUGUUAUCAACAUCUAUGCUGUCUUCAUAAGGUACCUUCUGGUCAUUAGAAGCAAUAAACUCUACUUACUGUAAUAUAAAAAGUAAGCAGAUAUUCUAGUUCAUAAUGGUGUAAUAUCUGACAUUCAGUGGGUAUUCUCUGAUACUGCAUUUGAUGUAGUAUUGUCAUCAGGAAGGACCAAGUGUCAAAUCCAUCAUUGCUGUAUGCAGGUGCAACGCGAUGGAAGGUAAAGGAGGUGAAUUUGGCCCAUUGAUGUUACCCAGAGUAUAUUUCUAGUGUAGUAAUAAGUUAUUGUAUGUGCAAAGUACACAAUGCAAAUAGAUUGUUUCCCUAGAUACAUACAUAUGUGUAUAUAUGUAUGUGUAUAUAUAUAUAUAUAAACUAAUUUGGUUGCCUUAUUUUUGUUAGCUUUUUUCAACUUAUUUUCCAAAUAACUUCUAUUGCUAAGCUGAAAGUAUUUACCAGAACUAUUUGGAGAAGGUUCACUGGGUUCUCUGGCUUUGAGCUGUCUGGGUUCUGUGCUGAUGCUAGUCCUGCUCCCGCUAAAGCCACGCUUACAGGGAUGCCUACCCUAAGCAUCACAGCCCAACCCGCCACUUGAGGUCCGUGCCAGUUAGCAAUGUUGGAAUAAGAAAUGGGUAUCUAAUCCUCUAGCUGAUUUUCCCCCAUCUUGCUGCUGAACAAAACUUUAAAUUCUGGAGGUAUUUUACAUGUGUCUUUUUGAAGGUUGUCAUUUCUGUGUCACUACAGUUUGGGACUACUCUUCAAAUUACUUAUGUAAUUGCUGUAUGAUAAAUAAGGAGUACUGGAGGAGCAUAACACUGAGGUUGGUGGCAGAGGGAAAAUGGUGUGGACUGUGAAUACUUUCUACUCUGUAUUAAUAAGGACUUCUUGCAUUUCACAGACUUGAGCUGAUUUCAUAAUAAGGCUUUGAAAUCCAUUAAUUUGUUUGUUUAAUCAGGUGACUCUGGGGUUAACUAUGCAGUACAGCUUCUGCAAGUACUUCUGUCAAAGUAAGUUAAGGUGUAGAUUCAUACAACAUAUCCCAGCGGCCUGCAUACAAGAACCACUACCUUUGUACUGAUGAUUGGCUUCGUACACUAGUUAAGGGUUUCUGACAGUCAUAAAUGAACUUGUCUCAAAUUCAGUGGGUCUUGCAUCUCAGUGUGGCAUAAUUGUUGUGACUAAUGACAAUCUGGACUCUGUUUCUCAACCCCAACUCUGUUGAUGAUUGGCUUUUUUCAGAACUCUGUGUAGGCUUUUUUCAGCUCUUUGUUCCUUUUAAUCCCAUCUCUUACUGAGUUUUCAGGCCAAAGCUCAAUCAUGAAUAAAUGUGUAAAUGUAAAUAAAUGGGGGAAAAGUGCAUCUAAGGGAGGGCUGCCUGUUGCUCUUUAAUUACUCUCCAAAACGUCACACUUCUUGGGUGGCCUGGUGUGACAUAAUCUGAUUGGUACAAGGACAAAAACAGGAAAGGGGCGGGGGGGGGGGGGGGGGGGGGGGGGGGCAAAGUUUUCAGGAGUACAAAAUAAUUAAAAAAAUAAUAAAAAAGAAGAAGCUUGUGAGAUAGCAGUGGCAGAAAGAAAGGGGUGAAAAGCCAGUACUCCUGCAGUCAUUGGUAAAGCUCUUGGUGAUGUGGGACAGGUCUUGAGUGCCUGAGCCAGCAGAGUACUCGACCAGAUUCCUAGUGAGGCAGAAAUAAGAGUUGUGUUCAACUGCGUGGCCAGAUCCACUUGGAGUUUUCGUGUCUGUUCACAUUCAUAAGUGUUCAAGACCUCUUGGUGAACUGCUUUCAGAAUUCCAGAAGGAAUUAUUCAGAGUUGCUGGGGGUUGUCACCUUUAAUGCCUAUUUUCCAAUCAUGAAGAAGCACCUUGAAUUUUGAAUUAGUGUUGGAUAAUGUACAUAGCCUAUGCGCUGGAAGGACUUGGUUUUGCUUGUGCCUUAACUGCAUGCUCGAGGAUCUGCUUCUUUAUAUUAGGAAUCCCCAUUUUAUGCCUUCUGUGGCAUCAGAUGUGUCACACCUGCAUAAAACUGAAGGAACAAACAGUGCUGCAUCACUGUGAAGCUUUUUUACUACUUCCUUUCCUACUUUGGUUUACUACCAGCACAGCUAUGUGGGUGUGAGAAGCGCUCCAAGUGCUUAUGGAGGAAGGCCAUAGGCAGGUACGUGUGUGUCCAAGCUAAAUACGAACAGAUUUCCUAGAAAGCUCAGCACAUGCAGUGAGCUGAGUUCUGCAGAAAAUCUGUCCAGAUAGUUUGGAGCUCCUUUGAAAAAGCUGGCUGCCUUCCUCUUCAGAUCAGGCUUACACAACAUGUUGAUUAAAAACAUGCUUACCUACAGCUUGUAACUGCACUGCCACAUUGGCUAGGGGUAGGUUAGCCUGCCGGUGGUAAAACGGCUAACAGUUCUCAUUGUGGGCAAGGCUAAGGCAUGCUUUGAUUACUGCAGUUGUGCACACUAUCGUGUCUUACUUUCAAGUGCCUGACCUGCUGCUUUGAUCCUAGACCUGUCAAUGGUGGCAUCAGUUAUGGAAAAUUUGAACUGGCACGUGGAAGUUGUUGAGGUGAUUUCUCAUGUCUUUUCCUCCUUGGUGCACAUGGGUGCGAAGGUUGUCUGUGCUUAUGUGUCAAAUGCCAUCCAAGCGAUAUAGCAAGAAUUUUAAGUGAAAUGUAGAUGAAGAUGAAUUGUCUGUGCCAUCACAGAAUUGCUUCAUGAUAAUUACAUUUUUGAAUUGUUACAGUAAAACCCCUUUUUCGCUUAGAAUUCUUGCUUUUUUUACAGUAACAUUACUAGGGUUCCAUUAAGAAAAAAAUGAAAUAAUGGUGUAACUCGCUCCCAUUUACAAGUACAAUUGUCUGUACAAAUUUGGACUUAGGGAAAGCAAAUGGCGAGUUUCUUUUCUGCAUUCAAGCCUCUGGUUUUUAUGCAGAGGUAGCUUUGGAAAAUGUUACAGAAUAUGGUAGGAAUGUAAGUAAUGCUUUCAGAGCUACUGGUUACCAUCUCAGAGCAGUUACCAUUUCUAGCGUAACUAACCCAAUACAGAGAAUUCUAGAGCAGUGAUAUUAUUUUCAGUGAAAUUAUGACAGAGGUUAAAAACCUCUUCUUGGAAGUUCUUUUUACAUUAUAUACUUGUGUGUAGGUUUGUCUGUGUGCAAAUCAUCAGUUUGUACACGGAAUGUGGAUAGUGGUCUGAAACAGUAGCAAUGCAUGCACGUGUCAGUUCCAAGCAGAUUCAGCCAACUUUGACCCAUCUCUUAAAAUCUCUGCCACUAAAACUUGUGCUGCAGCUCACAUCUGUCUGGAUUUUAUCCUGCUGGUUAGUCCUUGUACGCUCUGUUGUCAGAACGUUAAUUUUUGCCCUUCUUGUAUAUGUCCAUAGGUUCUGCUUGGAAAUGAGAUAUUAAGUAUUUUUCUGAUCUGGUAAUUGAAAAGAUUUAGAAGUGUAUGUGAUUCCUUCUUUUUGUAAUGAAACGUUCAGCAGCCUAAGGUAGGAGGCAAAAAACCCCAACCACACGGAGCACGUAUUCUACAAUCAAAAUUGGUCUGUCUACACAUGAUGGCACAGUGUUCACUGCAGGCUUACCUGUAAUUUUAAGCAUCCUAGAAAUAUUUAAAUGUAGUAAAUGCUAUGGUGCUAAGAGGAAAGGAGCUAGGCAUGCCUGCCUGCCUCUUAACGCCACGUAACUAUUCUUUGGACAUGAAAAUGUGACCUGCAACUCAUAAAACAUUGCUUCUUAAGGGAUCGAUGCCCCCUGCCACCCUUAACUUGCCUUCCAUUGUUCAGUGCCAUCCCAUUUUUUUUGCAGGCGGUUACUGUCUGCUCAGUCCUGCUUACCAUCUCCCUCCCCAGGUCCUCCACCACGUUGUUGGUAAUCAUCUUUUUCAAAGAGAAAAUAUAUUUACAAAAAGCAGAUUUUUCAUAUAAUAGGUGUUUAGGGGAAAAGAAAUCGCUUUGCCACAGCGGGGUUAGGAAGUGGUAUGUGUGACAGCAGGCCUGAAAGGAUGAGUGAAGGUCCCCAGUGGCAGGAACGUGGGCACCAGCAGCUGGCAGCAGGCUGGAUAGCCAGGCUUAACCCCGCCAGCUGCAGGCAGAGCAGCAUCCCUGCUCCUGUCCCCAGAGAAGAGACACAGAUAAGCAAGAGGGGGGAGAUAGUCUUAAUUCAUGUUCCCUAGCAGUUUACUAAACAUGUGCAAACCCAUUUCAAGGGUAGUCAUGUUCUCUGUGUCUGGAUGCCUCUCUUUAUUAAAAAAUAAAGAGUAAGCAAAGGUACAGUCUUGGGGUUUUAUAGGGCUGGUUGAAUCAAAGCAUUCAGUAAGACCAUGCAAGAGGAGUCUUAGCUGCUUAACCUGCAGAUUUUUGCAGCAAAUUCUGCAUUGCUUCCAAACUAACUUGAAUAUUCUGCUUAGACUUUGAAAAAAAAAUAAUUAUUUGCAUCAGGUAGAGAUACUCCGUUCCUCGAAGGGAAAACCAAAUGUAUUCUUCCUUCUUUUUGAACAGCAUACGAGGUUUCAGAAGGUAUUUCAGUCUGAUUUACAGCCUGGUAAAAUCGAUGGAAAUAUUAACUUCAGUGAUGGUUGAGUUGUUAGAUCAGGCCUUAUUCUGAUGCCUCUUCCUCUCCCACUGAUGUCAAACGGGGUGUUGCCAGUAACUUCAAAGGGACGGGGAGGAGGCCUACUGUAUCACAAUAGAAACAGCUAUCGACAUAGAUAAAUAAAAUUAACAGUCCUAACUUUAAGGAACGAACUAGUAAGUUAAGAUGUCAUUUUUUCAACUAUUGUAGCCCACUGAACCUAUAAAUAAUUUUUAUAUCUAUAUAGCUAUACACUAUAUAUAUAUAUGUAUGUAUAUACAUAGUACAAUACAAUAACUUAACACUGGGUAACUUCUAAUGAUAGAUUUGCAUUAAUAAUACGGGUCUAUUUUUAUGUAAAUAGAAUAUUGUAGAGUAUCUUCCAGUCUUUUUCAGGAUUGUUAAAUUGAGAAGAGCAAUUGAAUAUUUGUCCUAUUUUUAUGUUAAAAAGUGAAUGGACUGAAAUGUUAAAUGUGAAUGUAAAUUUCUUAUUGCAACUUUUAUACUGAAUGUUUGCACUAUUAUAAUUUCUGGAAUCUAAUUAAAAAUAAAGAAAAAAAAGUUGCUUGAAUAAACAGCUGUUUGAGAUUG